Messenger RNA from Leptonychotes weddellii (Weddell seal), 1752 nucleotides. The record is from RefSeq and is a predicted model, not a curated record. Lineage: Eukaryota; Metazoa; Chordata; Mammalia; Carnivora; Phocidae.
AUGAAUCGCCAGGCCAGCCACAGCCAACAAUCUUGCAGAUCUUCCAGCGGGGGCCGCCGCCAGGGCUUCAGUGCCCACUCAGCUGUGGUGUUGGGCCAGAGCCGGGUCAGCUCCACCAGGUCCUCCUCGACAUCCCACUCAGGCAGGGGCGGUGGUGGGUCUGCUGCCUGUGCCAUGAUGGGAGGAGGUUUUGGCAGCAGGAGUCUCUACGACCUUGGGGGCAACAAGAAGGUCUCCAUCAGCUUGGCCAGAGGCAGCUCCCGGGCUGGAGAGUUUGGGGGGGCCCACAGAGGCAGUGGUUUUGGAGGUGGUGGAAGAGGGAUGGGUGGGGGCUUUGGUGGAAGGGCUGGGGGUUUUGGUGGAGGAGCUGGUGGCUUUGGAAGAGGAGCUGGGAGUUUUGGUGGAAGAGCUGGUGGCUUUGGUGGCCCUGGGGGCUUUGGUGGGCCUGGUGGUCCAGGUGGCUUCUCUGGGAGAAUCCAGGAAGUGACUGUCAACCAGAGCCUUCUGCAGCCCCUCAGUGUGGAGGUGGAUCCUGAAAUUCAGAGAGUCAAGACCCAGGAGCGGGAGCAGAUUAUGGUCCUCAACAACAAGUUUGCCUCCUUCAUUGACAAGGUGCGAUUCCUGGAGCAGCAGAAUCAGGUGCUACAAACAAAGUGGGAGCUGCUACAGCAAGUAAACACCUCUACUCGGACGAAUGACCUGGAGCCCAUCUUGGAGAACUACAUCAGUGAGCUGCGGAGGCAGGUGGAUUUUCUCAGUGCUGAGCAGAUGCGCCAGAACACAGAAGUUAGGAACAUGCAGGAUGUCCUGGAGGACUACAAGAACAAAUACGAGGAAGAGAUCAACGGGAGGACCAACACUGAAAAUGACUUUGUCGUCCUGAAGAAGGAUGUGGCUGCUGCUUACAUGAGCAAGGUAGACCUGGAGUCCAAGGUGAAUGUUCUGUUUGGAGAGAUCAGUUUCCUGAAGUAUUUAUUUGAGAUGGAGCUGUCGCAGAUGCAAACCCACAUCAGCAACACCAAUGUCAUCUUGUCUAUGGACAAUAACCGCUUCCUGGACCUGGACAGCAUCAUCGAUGCGGUGAGGACCCAGUAUGAGCUGAUCGCACAGAAGAGCAAGGAUGAGGCCAAGGCGCUGUACCAGACCAAGUACCAAGAGCUCCAGAUCUCAGCGGGAAGACACGGAGACGAGCUGAAGAACAGCAAGAUGGAGAUCGCUGAGCUCCACCGCACCAUCCAGAGGCUGCAGGCAGAGAUCAGCAACAUCAAGAAGCAGAUUGAGCAGAUGCAUAUGGCCAUUUCGGAUGCAGAGGAGAGAGGAGAGCAGACCCUUCAGGAUGCGCGGCAGAAGCUGCAGGACAUGGAGGAGGCCCUGCAGCAGUCCAAGGAGGAGCUUGCCCGACUGCUGCGAGACUACCAGGCGCUGCUGGGGGCCAAGCUGUCCCUGGACGUGGAGAUUGCCACCUACUGCAAGCUGCUGGAGGGCGAGGAGAGCAGGAUGUCAGGGGAGCUGCAGAGCCACGUGAGCAUCUCUGUGCAGAGCAGUCAGACGACCAGCAGCGGCGGCGGCUACGGAGGGGGCUCCCGAGGGGCCAGGGGAGGUGGUUACGCGGGCGGCGGCGGCGGGGGCGGGGGCUACGGAGGGAGCAGCCGGAGCAGCAGCAAGUACGGGGGCAGAGGCGGCGGCGGCUCGUCCCGCGUGCAGAUCAUCCAGACCUCCACCAACACUUCCCACAAGCGAGUCGUGGAGUAG